Molecule: messenger RNA, 912 nt
Organism: Prunus armeniaca (apricot)
Lineage: Eukaryota; Viridiplantae; Streptophyta; Magnoliopsida; Rosales; Rosaceae
Source: the annotation of a GenBank genome assembly
AUGUACGGGCCCAUCACGUUCCGUGAAGAAGAGGAAGGGAUCAUUUACCCCCAUGAUGACCUGAUGAUCAUCCGAGCUGAAAUCGCCGACUGCGAUGUAGAGCGGGUACUGAUCGAUAUGGGAAGCUCGGUAAACGUAAUUUUUGCCGAUGCUUUCAGAGGAAUGAGAAUUGCCAAUAGCCAAGUCAAUCGACAGAUAACUACCCUACUUAGCUUUUCUGGGGAUCUGGUCCAGCCAGUCGGUAGCAUCAAUCUACCCAUCAUAUUCCUCCUAUGUCGGCAGCCCGACCAGCUGAUUUUCAAAGGGGAUAUCUCUCAGCCCAGACCACCAAAUCGAGCAAGACCAGUGCCAAACGAACUACCUCACUCCCCUUUUUCAGUCUCAGCCCAUCCCAGCCUCGAUUCGCCGUCGUGGUCACCGAAAACCGCCACGAAACAGGGCGGUUUGGAUAGUUUUUUAUGGAAUUUCACAGAGCUCGUUCGGACACCUCCGGCCACCAAAUCGGACGAUCACCAGGUGUCAGUUUUAAACAGGAUUCGGCCCGGAUUUCAAAGUGGAAUUUGGGUCGGGUCGUUUCACAUCACCUUCGGCGUUGAUUGCCCAACGACAUAUAAUGUCAUUGUCGGACGGACGACACCUACUAGAGUUAAAGCGCACUUGUCCCCCCACAUGUUGCUGAUGAAGUUUUCGACUUGCAAUAGUACAGGCGCUGUUCGAGGAGACCAGCUCAGUGCGCGGACAUGCUAUGCAACGGCACUAAAGUCCGUAGCUUGCAAACCGCCAAUGGAAGCCAUGUCCGUCCAAGGGGCACCAAACGGCAGCGGGCCUGUUGACGACCCAAGGGAAGAGAAUCCGACGCCACAAACACAACUUACUGAAGAACUGGAAACGGUGAUCCUGAAUGAAGAGUAA